AUUUAAAAUGAAAGUGUAUUUGAAUAUUUUCAUUCUUUCUACUUUUUAAUUAUAUUUUAUUUAUAUUUAUCAUUGCUUAAUAGUUUUUUCCUAUGUAAAAUUGAAUCAAUGGUGAGAAACAAUAAUCAGUGUUAAAUUAUAUAACCGGACAUUCAGUGAAUACCAAUUGUACAUUUUAUCUAAAUUUGACUGAUCAAGGACUCACACGUGCCGAAUAAUAAAUCCUGCAAGGAUCGAUAGCUGUGGUAUGGGAAGGAAAUCAGUGGACAUUUACUGUUCUCCAGAAUCCUAGGCGUUCGCAAAUCUUCUAGAGUUCAGUAAACUCCUGGUCACGGUGACGUGACUGUGAGCGCCGCAUAAAGGGGCUUAAUGGAGAAAUGACUUAUUUCCAGCCGUAACCCGAACACCGUUCCGAGCAUAGGUAGGUCACAUCAUUGUACAGAGUCCCAACGCGCCACGGUUUCAUUGCGUCGCGUACCAUAUUGCGCAACAUCGGUCGGUAUCUAUUAACUUCAGAUCUGGUAUCGUGAAAGUAAAGCGCCGCUCACAGUCGUCUAAUAGAAGAUCCAGACGUUUACGGGGUGACGGAUAGCGGGCGCACGUGACUGGUCACGUGGAUAGAACAUCAGAGAAAUCGAGGAACGCUGAUCGUGGUGAUUCUACGACUGUUUUCCUUCGUUUAAACCCAGAUAGAGAAUUCGACGCGUGACUUACGAUACAUCAAAGGAGAUUAAGAGAAAUUUCUCCUUGAUCCAUCGUCCGCAAAUCAGCCGUUGUGAUUCAUACAAUGAUUGUCUAAGGUGCAGGUGUGUUUGCGGGAAGUGGAAGAUUUGCGGUUUGAAGAUCAAAGAGGUGUAAUUUCUCUGCCCGUCGCAAGGGGAAACCUUAAUAUGAGCUGACACGACCGUUCAGUUGGAGACAGCAUAGGUAUCUUUGACGAGGUCACGAAGAAAAUCUUAUCACGCUUCAUCGUAACUUCAUAGCCGCCGGAAGUGGUAAGAAGAGGAAGAAUCGCAGGAUGCCUGGCGAGGUGCGCGCGCAACCCUUAGACCCAACUAUGUACGGUGGUAGCAUAAUGCAGCCCGACGAGGAGAUUCAGUACGCGCCAAGGAGUCGUCCUGUUAGCUUUUACGAUAAUUUUAAGGACGUGCCAAUGGUGGCACCUUGCGUGACUUCCGCUCUAAGCGCCGACAAUUUGAAUCAGGUUCGUGACAACGGUAUUAGCUCGUCGAUGGCCACGGCCAAUAACAACAAUAACAACAAUCGAGUGAGUAGCGCAGUCAGUGCUGGUAACGUGUCGAAGAUCCAGAACGCCAAGGUCACCGGUGCAGUAUCGACAGGGAAUAUUGGGAAAAUCUAUCGGUUAGAAAAGGAAAAAGAGUUGGGUCGCGCCCCGUCAAUGGCCAAUUGUUUGUCAACCACGGUUCCCGUUAACCUGGCAGCCGCUCAAAUUGCUGGUCGGCACACGCCCACGAGGAAUUCCCUCAGGCACAGCAGAAUGAUCGUAUUGCAUCGCAGUGGUCAUCGACCUCAAAAAUUCCUACCGCCGUUGGUUUAUCACUGGCGGUUAGGACGGUGUUUAGCAGUGUUGCAAGUGAUUCUCGGUAUCGCGAUAACUUCGUUGUCAUUAUGGUUAUUACUUUGGGCACCUCAUCUACCUGUGACGGAUAAUCCCUAUUGGAGUGGAAUGCCGUUGUUACUUUCUGGUAGCUUCGGUAUUUGCUUGCUGUGCUGUUUCAAAAAGGAAUACCCUGUCAUGAGUCCUGGAUUGUGUCUCACUUUGAUCAAGAUAAUCAGCGUGCUACUGGCAACUCUAGCAACAGUGACCUGUUCCAUCGCGUGUGUAUUCUCUGCGAUACACCUGGCGCGUUUAAUGGGCCUGGAAUGCAACCCAGCGCGGGUAUUAAACGCUACCUGCGUGUGCAGGCCUCGUGGGAAUACGUCGAACUUCACCGAAUCGGCAGUUAGAUACAUGGAUUUGAAUUGUCCCGAAGUAGAGAGUAUUUUGAUCAUUCUUCUCAUCUUUUCCACCACUUGCAAUGCCCUUGGAGCCCUAGUAUCGGGCUGGUAUACCUACCUACAUUGGAGUACCAGACACAAAAGGCCAAAAUACAUGCAAGUGAGAACCACUCCGAUCAGUGGGAACAACUUCCUCAGCAGCAGGCCAAUAUACAAUCCAAAUUUGAACGAACGAUGACAGUCUUCACAUGAUACUGACGAAGAAACAUCGUAUCUUCGUUAUUCAUCAUUAACGAUGGAUGAUGGAGUAUUCUAAAGGUGUUUCGAAGUUAGCAAUGACAGUUUCUCCCGGAAAUUUAGCAGUGAAUGUUACAUAAACAACACUAACGGUGAUUUUACUUAAAAAAACUCGUUGGAAGAGUUCUUUUUAUAUAUGUGUUUUAAUACGACAACGGACUAAUAACGAAAUACUUCUGUUUAUAUUGAGGAUACAUACCAAAAGUAACACGUUGAAAUACGUGUGAGCUAGUCUUGGAUAAUAAAAUAGAUCUACAAGUGGUUCUUAAGCGAAAGUUUGUAAUACAGUAUGUAUAAACUUAGGGAACAUUAGAAUAAGUGGUAAGAAAUUAUAUUUAUAAUUGAUUAAAGUGGUAUUUAAUAGAUAAAAGUCAAGAAGACUAGGAUAAUGAUCGCGUAAUUGAAUCUACUAAUUAUUUAAAAACCUUCUUAAUGUGUUCUUAAUAUUUAUUACACCAUAACUAAGGAGUACAUUGCUAAGUAGAUAGUAAUUGGUAUGUUUUUAAAAAGGAUGAACGUAAUUUGUUGUUAACAUGUCAAGUCAUGUAAUGCAACUUUUGAUAAUUCAUCGAUAAUGUAGAAAAACUUCAUAGGUUAUAAUAUCUGAACUAAAACACAUUCUCUUUUACUAAAGAAUAACAUACUUGAGUAGUCUCAUAUUAUUAUUAUAAGGUUAAUUAAAAGGAAACAAGUUCUUUUCGAUGGUAGAAACGUAUUCAGAAAGAAAUCGAGUCAGAACUUGAUUCCUGCAAAGUAAUUUUCACGAUUAAUUUACGCGUGGAUCGUCAGUAUUUUAGGUGUAUUAUAGUAAAGAAAGCAAGUGAAUGUAUCGCGCGCGCGCGUGUUUGUGUGUGUGUGUGCGUUCGUUCAUUCGUACGUAUACCGUGUUUGUAAUGUGAGCAAGAAGUAAAUUAGGAGCAUGAGUGAAACGCUUUUUAAUUUCUAUACUUGUAUAUCAUCGAUUUUAUACCUCAUCGCUAUUCCUGUCUUUAAGGAAUGAAUUUUAAAACUGCAUCUAUAAAUUAUGUCAUAACGUAUGCACAUUGGUAGAAAAUCAAUUUAUCAAAUUUUAAUAGAAACGGAUGAAUAAAUCAGUUCAGUAACAAAACAU
Bombus impatiens (common eastern bumble bee) is the source of this 3367-nucleotide messenger RNA. Its product is annotated as sarcospan. The record is from RefSeq and is a predicted model, not a curated record. The coding region runs from base 1019 to 2197 and encodes 392 amino acids. NCBI's taxonomy places the organism in Eukaryota, Metazoa, Arthropoda, Insecta, Hymenoptera, Apidae. The transcript has 9 exons. Gene Ontology annotation, cellular component: dystrophin-associated glycoprotein complex; sarcolemma.